AUGGCGUUCUUUCCUUUUAACCUCAGAUGCUCUGCUGUGGUCUUGAUGAUAUCAGCGCUCUUAGUUGCCCUUGCUUUUGCCGUCGGUCAUGAUGCUUUAUAUCAGGGUCUGAAUAGGAAGCCCGUUUUACAUGUUGAGCCUCUGUUCACCAUAAACUCCAUUCAACUAUCCGACCAGCAAGUCUAUGUUUCACUCGGCACUUUAUUUGCUUUCCUGGUCAAAAGCUGUCUUGGAGUCAGCGUUUCAACGGCAUUUGAUCAGUUUGCAUGGAAGUCCAUUCACGGCCAAACGACCAAGAUUGCUGUGAUCGACGAUCUUUUCUCGGUUCUGAAGCAUGGCUUUACACUCCUAGAUCCACGGCUAUGGAGGCACUAUCCACUCAGCAUGACUCUUGCUGCAAUGUGUUGGCUUCUCCCCGUGCCAUCCAUUCUCACCCCAGCUACGCUAAGUGUCAAGCUAGCUCCAUUGGACGAGGUUGUUUUGCAAAGGAUACCCCGAGUCGAUUUUGCCACCGCAAAUUUCGUCAAUCUAAUCCGAAGCUAUGAGAGGGAUGCCGGAUCUCUUGGGAGGCAAUGGAUGAAGGUGUACUCCGGUCCUACGCCGGACGUUCAAAGAAUUGUCUACGGCGCAGCCACUCAGGGUAAAGUCUUAGCCAUUGACCCUGCAGCUGCCAAUUCCUCAUGGCUGCAAGAGUUCCAUGGCCCUGCCCUAGUAUGCGGUGAAGUCAACCAGACGCUCCGUGCUAUCCUCACUCGGAACAUAGCGACUGCGAUCAAUGCAUCAAAAACCAAUGACAACGGAAGUGGCUUUAGAGUGAGCUCCUACACUGGAUAUCUGUAUCUUUCAUGGGCACCAGCAGGCGAAGACCCAGUCAAUGUUGUCCCCUUUUGGCAACCUGAACACAACGGUUCCUACGUGCUGCAAGCGCGUCAAAUUGGACCUGACCCAUGGGCCACUGGGGGAACGGAAGAUACAUGGCUCUCAACAGCCUCAGAGCCGAUUCAGAAAAGAUCGCCUCUGUCAGUCUUUGUCGCCAGUUUCCCGCGCAUGGCUCACAAUGUCGAUAUCGACAAUUUGGAUGCUGCAUUGCAGAAUUCUACCAUUGUACAAUGCUUCCUCCACAAUGCAACAUACCAAGCAUCUUUUGAGUAUGUCAACGGGAAUCAGACAGUUCGCGUGAUAGACCAAAAGAUCCUGGAUGGGAUUUCUCUCCUUGGCGGAAUCGAAGGCGUGGUCUCUCAAAAUCAAUCUUCUUUCAUACAAAACCCCCAGAUCAUGGAAUCCAUGGCUUACCAGUCGGUAAUGGAUGCAUUCUGUGGUCUUUUGUAUGGAUACAUUGGGACAAAUAUAUUCAAAGCCAAUAAUGAUACCGUCCCGGGCUACGCGUCCACUCCAUCGAGGGCGCACACAGAUGUGACUUCAACAAUAUUGAUGGAGACGGAAGAACUUCACCAACUCAAAGCCAAUUUGAUCUCUGGUGGUAAUGAUUCAUAUAUUGAUUAUUGGCGUGGAAGGUCUAUGAGUUCGCUGGAUCAACCUUUGACACCACUGGCAACCACAAUCCAAGAUCUUUUCCGAAACACCACCAUCUCAUUCAUGAGUUCCUCUUUAUUUCAGCCAAAUUACUCAACAACAACAGUCCCAAACACAAACGUGACUAUCUCAACCUACCGCAACAUCUACAACUAUAGUCGAUUAACUCUAUGGGUUACUUAUGGCAUUGCACUGGGCGUCACCCUCUUAAGUGUAAUUGCAGGUGUCUUAGUAUGGCUCUCAAGCCAAGGCUCAUACAGCAGCAAGUUCUCGACAAUACUGCGGAUCUCCCAGGGGGCCACGAUAUCCGUCAAGCUCGAAAAGGAAGAUUAUAGUGGAUUCGACCCUUUGCCAGAUCAUAUUGCAAAUGCGCAAUUGAGACCCGGCUAUGGUUUACAGGAGGCUACUAGCGAGAUGGUAGCUGCUGAAAGUCGCCCUUCUACAGAGUUGCUGUCUAGUGGAUUGGACGAGGAGCAUCAAAAUUGUUGA
Molecule: messenger RNA, 2022 nt
Organism: Penicillium salamii
Lineage: Eukaryota; Fungi; Ascomycota; Eurotiomycetes; Eurotiales; Aspergillaceae
Source: the annotation of a GenBank genome assembly